Molecule: messenger RNA, 1605 nt
Organism: Hydra vulgaris (swiftwater hydra)
Lineage: Eukaryota; Metazoa; Cnidaria; Hydrozoa; Anthoathecata; Hydridae
Product: serine hydroxymethyltransferase, mitochondrial
Biological process (GO): tetrahydrofolate interconversion; folic acid metabolic process; L-serine catabolic process
Cellular component (GO): cytoplasm
Molecular function (GO): zinc ion binding; glycine hydroxymethyltransferase activity; pyridoxal phosphate binding
Source: RefSeq, a predicted model, not a curated record
AUUGUAGUUAAUGUUGAUUAUUUAUUUUGUAUUCAAACAAAAUUCUCCUUUUAUUAUUGAGGAAAUAAAACUGAUAUAAAAUGGCUAUUCAUUUUUCUAUAAAAAGAUGUGUUAUGCAACCUUGUAAAAUUCUGUCUAUGGUUCAUUUUUCUACAUCAAAUAUUUUAAAUGCAUGGACAGGAAAAGAAUCAUUGGAUGUUGAUGAUCCUGAAAUGUUUAAGUUGAUUCAAAAAGAAAAAAAGAGACAAACAGAAGGUUUAGAAUUAAUUGCUUCUGAGAAUUUUUGCAGUAAAGCAGCUUUGCAAGCAUUAGGAAGUUGUUUAAACAAUAAAUAUUCAGAAGGCUAUCCAGGUGCUAGAUAUUAUGGUGGGAAUGAUGUUAUUGAUGAUAUCGAAAGACUUGUACAACAAAGAGCAUUGAAAGCUUUUCAUCUUGAUUCUGAAAAAUGGGGUGUAAACGUACAAGUUUACUCGGGGGCACCAGCAAAUUUUGCUAUUUACACCGGUCUUUUAAAUCCUCAUGAUCGAAUAAUGGGACUUGAUUUACCACAUGGAGGCCAUUUGUCUCAUGGUUUUUCCACAGAUACAAAGAGAGUUUCAGCAACAUCAAAAUUUUUCGAGUCAAUGCCGUACAGGCUCAAUGAACGCACUGGACUAAUUGACUAUGAUAAAUUGGAGGAAACUGCACAUCUCUUUAGACCAAAAAUUUUAAUUGCUGGAACAAGUGCUUAUUCAAGAUUAAUUGACUAUGAGCGGAUGAAAAAGAUCAGUUCAAGCAUUAAUGCUUAUCUUCUUGCUGAUAUGGCACACAUAAGUGGUUUGGUUGCUGCCAGAGUCAUUCCCAGUCCUUUUGAUUAUGCUGAUGUGGUAUCUACAACAACUCAUAAAACAUUAAGGGCUGUAAGACACUCUUUGAUAUUUUAUCGCAAAGGGGUAAGAAGUAUAAACAGUAAAGGAGAAGAAAUCAUGUAUGAUUUAGAAAGACCAAUCAAUGAUGCUGUCUUUCCAGGUCUACAAGGUGGACCGCAUAAUCAUUCAAUGGCUGGUGUUGGGGUUGGACUACAUCAGGCCAUGACACCAGAGUUUCGUGAUUACCAAGUUCAAGUACUAAAGAAUGCCAAAACCAUGGCAGAACAACUUAUGGCAAAAGGUUAUGACAUUGUAUCCAAUGGAACUGACAACCAUCUUGUAUUAGUUGAUUUGAGACCAAAGGGCAUUGACGGUUCACGCGUUGAGUUUGUAUUAGAUCAAGCAUCUAUUACAGCCAAUAAAAAUACAGUUCCAGGAGAUAAAAGCGCCAUGAAGCCUAGUGGUUUAAGAUUAGGUGCUGCUGCACUUACGUCAAGGAAUUUUAAAGAAAACGAUUUUGUAAAAGUCAUCGAUUUAUUAAACAAGGGGGUUGAAAUCGGAUUGGAAGCUCAAAAAUUAACUAAAACAUUAAAAGAAUAUAAAUCAAUAUUUAAAACCAACCGGACGAUUAUGGACGGAGUAGAUUCGUUACGUCAAGAGGUGUGCCAGUUUGCAUGUACUUUUCCAAUGCCGGGAUUAGAUGAUUUAUAAAAUAUAUUGUAAAUACAAUUUUUAUAAAAUAUAAAAUCUUUUUUUA